UUAAAACCCUUGUUUCCCUGCCCACUUACGUCCUAAAACCCUAGCCAGCUCCAAUUCUCUCUAAACUGAACUUCCUUGCUUUCUCAGUCGCUGAAAAUGGAGUUUUGGGGUGUUGAGGUAAAAAGUGGAGAGCCUCUUUCUGUAAAGCCUGGAGAUGGCAUGAUCUUGCACCUUUCACAGGCUAAUGUUGGUGAGGUGAAGAAACUGCAUGGUUCUGAAUCUGUUUGCUUGUUUGUGAAUGUUGAUGGGAAGAAAUUAGUUCUUGGAACUCUUAUCUCAGAUAAGCUUCCCCAGCAACAAUUUGACUUAAUUUUUGAUAAAGACUUUGAAUUAUCACACAACUGGAAGAAUGGAAAUGUCUACUUUUAUGGAUUCAAGGCUCAAAAUCCAGUUGCUGAUGAUGAUGAUGAUCAAGAAUCUGAUUCUGAUGAGGAUAGUCCCCUCACCUUCAAAGCAGCAGAACCUGAGACUGUUGUUAAGCCAGAAAAACAAGCUGGUUCAGAGAAGUCUGAUGUUGCAAAGAGUUCUGCGCCGGAUAAGAAAGUGAAAAUUAAGGAGCCACAUAAAGAUGCGAAGGCUAAGGAAGAUGAAAGCAGUGAUGAGGAUAUGGGUUCUGAUGAUGAUGAUUUGUCUGAUGAAGAUAUGGAUUCCUCUGAUGGUGAGGAUGAAGAUGAGAGUGAUGAGACACCCAAAAAGGUUGAAUCUGGCAAGAAAAGGCUUGCUGAAUCUGCUAAGAAGACACCUGCUUCUGAUAAGAACAAGAAAGCAAAAAUGGAAACUCCUCAAAAAACUGGUGGCAAGAAAAGCAGCGUGCAUGUGGCUACUCCUUACCCUUCAAAACAGGCUAAGACUGCUGCUAACAAGCCAAAUCAGUCAACUCCAAAAUCAGCUGGCUCUCAUGCCUGCAAGUCUUGCAACAGGACUUUUGGUUCUGAAGGUGCUCUGGAUUCCCAUACAAAGGCUAAACAUAGUUCUGGGAAGUGAUGAGUAUACAGAGAGCUUGAAUGUCUCUGCAUUGCUUAUAGUCCUGGCUUACUCAUUAGCUUUUUGUGGUUCACCUAAUGUAAAGGCCACUCUUGUUAGUCUUUUAGCUGUAGCAUAUUGGUACUGGAGAGUUGUCAGGUGGGCUGUGCUUGGGUUAAACAGGAUCUAAAAUUAUACUCAUCUCUGCUUUAUUU
Molecule: messenger RNA, 1178 nt
Organism: Ipomoea nil (Japanese morning glory)
Lineage: Eukaryota; Viridiplantae; Streptophyta; Magnoliopsida; Solanales; Convolvulaceae
Product: histone deacetylase HDT1-like
Exons: 10
Coding region: 97-984 (295 amino acids)
Source: RefSeq, a predicted model, not a curated record